Gossypium raimondii (Peruvian cotton) is the source of this 1822-nucleotide messenger RNA. RefSeq lists its product as uncharacterized. Lineage: Eukaryota; Viridiplantae; Streptophyta; Magnoliopsida; Malvales; Malvaceae. Gene Ontology annotation, molecular function: cadherin binding. Bases 979 to 1689 code for a protein of 236 amino acids. Gene Ontology annotation, cellular component: nucleoplasm; mitochondrion. The transcript has 4 exons. The record is from RefSeq and is a predicted model, not a curated record.
CCUAGAGACUUGUCAAGAUCACGAUCUCGUUCACCCUCUUAUCGACGUAGACAUUCGCCCUCUCCCGCAGGGCAUAGGUAUGGGAGGAGGAGCCGAAGGGACAGAAGCCGAUCGCCAUAUUCGUCUUAUUCUUUUAGCAGGUGAUCCCGUUUAUAUUAAUACUAUUUAUGUUAAUUUUGUUAACAUAAAAGAAACUGUAAGGAUUAUUGUAAGAAAGAUUGGGACUCUGAAAGUUGUCAUGCGGAUUGGAAAUACAAAUACUUCAAGUUUAUCUGUACACAGCCCAUACUUAUUUGCAUAUAUUUUGGUGUUCCCUCAACUUUACUGGAAAGAAUAUCUAGUUUGCUUGUUGUUUACAAUUAUAUUCUGUUAUGGAAUCGCAUCCUAGCCAAGAAUCCAGUAAGGAGUGCAAUUAAGUUAGUUGAAUGUGCCAAAUUGAAGUUGCUGCUGCAGUUGAGGAUUGUGUUGGCAAUUUGUACACAAGGUGCUUUUGGCUUCACUUUUACCAUGCAGUUGAACCUUUUGGUUGUCUACAUUUUGGCAUGCGUGUGAUUUUUUAUGUUCAGAUGGCAUCACGGCUUGACAUCCUUGAGGACCUUCAGGAUUAUAGAUUUAUGUUUAAUGACCACCAUUCUUAUUGUGAAGUGUUGCUGAAUAUUUAAAGUUGAUGGUGUAUUGCUCAACUUCUUCCAUGAAAUUAUCAACAUCUCAGUGGGCACCUGACAUGUGAGGAACUGUACUUUUGCUUGUUAAAAUGGAAAUAUGCUAACUACAAGUACAUUUGGAGCAAAACAUAGAGUUCUAUGAGAGUUAUAGGAAGCAUGCCCUUCUUUAGGAAAUUAAAGACAGUUUCUUCCCUUUACUUGAGAUGGGAAAUGAGCAGGUGAUGGGUGUCGAUGGGUUCCUUUCGUUGCUUGAUUCUGACAUUAUCUACUUCCUGUCAUAAAAGAUGGAGCUCAAUGCUUAUCUUAACAAUGUAUGAGACGGAAGAGUCGUUCUAUUAGUCCACGCCGCCGCAAAAGUCGUUCUCCAAUUACAAGGCGUCAUAAAAGCCGUUCUCCUACUCCAAAGCGUUAUAAGAGGCUAAGAAGUAGGAGUUCUUCAUUGUCUCCUGUUCAUAAAUCAUCUAGCCCAAGUCUCGGGUCAAUAGAGCGCAAAAAUGCUAGUGAGAAAUUGAAAAAAGAAGAGGAAGAGAGGAAAAGGCGUCAACAGGAAGCAGAAUUGAAACUGAUAGAAGAAGAGACUGCUAAGAGGGUGGAAGAAGCAAUUCAGAAGAAGGUUGAAGAGAGAUUGAACUCAGAAGAAAUCAAGCAGGAAAUUCAGAAGCGACUAGAGGAAGGACGGAGAAGACUUAAUGAUGAAGUUGCUGCACAACUUGAGAAAGAAAAGGAAGCCGCUAUUCUUGAAGCCAGGCAAAAAGAGGAGGUAGCUAGAAAAGAGAACGAAGAGUUGGAGAAGAUGCUGGAAGAGAACAGAAACAGGGUAGAAGAAACUCAAAUAAGAGAAGCAAUGGAGCAGCAGCGGAGAGAAGAGGAACGAUAUCGGGAACUAGAAGAGCUGCAAAGACAAAAGGAAGAGGCAAUGAAGAGGAAGAAACAACAGGAAGAGGAAGAACGAUUAAAUCAAAUGAAAUUGUUGGGAAAGAACAAAUUACGGCCAAAGUUGUCAUUUGCGCUUGGCUCCAAAUGAUUGGUUUGGAGAAGGUGGUGUUAGUUGUUGUAAUAUGUUUUUUUUUGUUUCUUUCGAACUUUGCUUUUUUGCAUUGUAAUUUGAAGAAGAUACUAAUAUUUGUUAGUGAAGUAGUUUUUGGAAGUAUGAGAAA